Messenger RNA from Zophobas morio, 2681 nucleotides. RefSeq names its product neprilysin-2-like. Gene Ontology annotation, molecular function: metalloendopeptidase activity. Gene Ontology annotation, cellular component: plasma membrane. NCBI's taxonomy places the organism in Eukaryota, Metazoa, Arthropoda, Insecta, Coleoptera, Tenebrionidae. The record is from RefSeq and is a predicted model, not a curated record. Gene Ontology annotation, biological process: protein processing. The coding region runs from base 138 to 2519 and encodes 793 amino acids. The transcript is spliced from 14 exons.
UAUUCAGAGAGCAUCGAUUUGCUCUAUUGGUGGUACAGUAACUGGUGAGUAGUUUACUAGUAAAGUUCUCGCGCACAACAUGACACACUUUGUUGCGGCAAGUAAAACCACCCUUAGUAGUUUUGUGGACAACAGACAUGGAUAACUAUGCAUAUCAACCGGAUGAUAAUGGCAAACCUUUUGCUAUAACAAGAUACCCGUCCGUGUCAAGGCAAAAUAAUGAUUAUCUGGUUGAGGUAAAUUCCAGAUCUAAGUUUUUCAAGACCACAAAAUUCUACAAAAGACUCACGGCAAUACUAACCAUUCUGGUUUUGCUGCUUUUGAUCAUCGUUAUUGUUUUGGCAGUAUUGUAUUGCACAAAGUUCCGUAAAAACGGAUUAUGCACUUCAGAAGAGUGUCUUCGUUCUGCGGCAAAUCUCCGCCUAUCUAUGGAUUUUAGUGUAGAUCCAUGUGAUGAUUUCUACCAGUAUACUUGUGGGCGUUGGUCAAAAGAGCACCCAAAUCAUGGAUGGUUUCCGUCAUUUUCAGCUUUCUCCACUAUUAUGGAGGAGGUUCUCAUCGCUACAGAAGAUUUUUUAGAUUCCGAAAACGAUGAUGACAAUAAUGAACCAUUUUCAGUAAAACAAGCUAGAAAUUUUUAUAAGUCGUGCAUGGAUACAGAAUCUGUGGAUAAUUUAGGAUUAUCGGUUGUUUAUAAAUAUUUGAAAGAAGUAGAUUUACCAACCAUCCCGAGUCUUUUUACAAAAACAGAUCAAGAAUUAGAAGAUUUUCAGUUCGAUUGGUUAAAGUCGGAAGCUACAAUAAAAAAAACAUUUGCCAUGGAUGUUUUGAUUGGUUUCUUUGUACAGCCCAAUAUGUAUAAUCGAUCAGAAAAUGUGAUGUAUAUUGGAGUUCCUGUGACGCCGUGUCCACUUCCAAGUCCUUUUAAAACCGAUAAAAGAAAAAAGAAUGAAGUUGAUUAUGCAGAACUUAGAAAAACAGUAAAUACCAACAUUAUCAAAUUCGUGUUAACCACAUUUUUUAAAAAUGUUACCUCUGAAGAACCGAAGGAAGAGGUUCUUGAGCAAGCAACAGAAGUGUUAAUUAAUAUGACCCUGCAUAUGGAUGAACUAAUCAAUAACUACACUGAUAUCUAUGAAACAGUGCAUUUUGAAAACAUUAAAGAACAUCAAAAUAAAAUUAGUGAGAUUUUGAAUGACAAUACAAAGAAAACUUAUCCACAAAUAUGGGAAAAGUACAUAACUUAUUUAUUUGAGGGUGUUAAUGUAACAAUUGAUUUUGAUAAAGAUCUUUUAUAUUUAGCUGAAAUGGAUGAGGAUUACUUACCAAAAGUCAUAAGCUAUAUCAUGACGACGUCGGAUGUUUAUGUCGAAUUGUAUAUGUGGUGGGUUACUGUGUUUGCCAUGAUACUUAAUACUUCUUCAGACAUUGCGGAGUAUAUUUUAAAACAAACUGCACCCUUUUAUGUAGGCUCUAAUGUCUUAAGAUCUAGAUCGUUAGAUUGUUGUAUUCUUGUGAAUACAUUUAUGGGAAUGGCGGUUAGUUAUGGAUUGGCUGAUAAAACUUUUUCCAACAAAACAAAGCCUAAGGUGGAGGAAAUGCUGUCGAAUAUCAAAGAUUCUUUUGUCGCACAUGUCAACACUUUAACUUGGAUGGAUAGAGAUACGAAGCAAGCAACUUUGGAAAAAAGUAAAGAAAUGAUUAGUUUUAUAGGCUAUCCUGAAUGGUUAUUUGACAAAGGUGCUCUUGAUAUCUAUUAUCAAGGUAUCGUCAUAUAUAAUGAUACAUAUUUAGAAAACAUGAUGAGUUUUGUGAAGAUUUUUGUUCCAAGCAAACUCGAAGAACUGAGAAAAAUAAAUGAAAGGAAUUGGAGUACUGACCCCACAGAUGUAAAUGCUUACAAUUCCUUUCCAGAUAAUAGCAUUAAUGUUCCAAUGGCAAUACUGUCAUUUCCGGCGUAUAACUUGGGAUUAGAGGUUUUGAAUUAUGGUGCUAUAGGAUCUAUUCUCGGACAUGAACUGACUCAUGGCUUUGACAAUACCGGAAGAAAGUACGAUAAAUUUGGAAACUAUAAAAAAUGGUGGACUAACUCAACCAUAGAAACAUUCGAGGAAAAAACCAAAUGUUUUAUUAAACAGUAUGAUAAUUAUACUUUCGCAGGCAUCAGCAAUCACGUACAAGGAGAGAAAACGUUAGGAGAAAAUUUGGCUGAUAACGGUGGGGUUAAUCAUGCAUAUAGGGCCUAUCACCGUUAUUUGAAAAUACACGGCUCUGAACCAAAGCUACCAGGAUUCCAAAAUUUUACAAAUGAUCAAUUAUUUUUUGUGGCCUUUGGAAGUAUUUGGUGUCAAACUAUCACUCUCGACGAAAUAGAGAAGGACAUCGAGACUGACGUGCACUCACCUCAGAAAAUAAGAGUGAUUGGAACGUUACAAAAUUCUCGGGAAUUUGCGAAAGCAUUCCGAUGUCCUGCCGGAAGUAAAAUGAAUCCUGGCGGGACGAAGUGUAAAGUGUGGUAAUUUAGAAAAUUUAACAAUGUGUGAUAAUAGAUUUCAAAUAUUUUAAAUUGUUAAGAUAGACUAAGGUUUGAAAAGUGUGCCUUUUGUGUGAUAUUAAAUAGUAAUAAUUAUUUAUAAAAAUGUAUUUAUUAUUUUCAAAUAAAGUGAAUCAAUCGCCUUGAA